This is a messenger RNA of Fusarium keratoplasticum, 669 nucleotides long. RefSeq names its product PNPLA domain-containing protein. Bases 1 to 669 code for a protein of 222 amino acids. The record is from RefSeq and is a predicted model, not a curated record. NCBI's taxonomy places the organism in Eukaryota, Fungi, Ascomycota, Sordariomycetes, Hypocreales, Nectriaceae. The transcript has a single exon.
AUGUCCUGCCUGGAACUAGAAACGCUUGUAUGCUCCCGGUUGUUAUACUUCUUUGCCGAUAUCUUUUGCUUCCACUCGUACGGUCUGUCGGACCUGGCCAGGAUUGGGCGCUGGAUCGCCACUUGGUCACUCCAGGAGCAUGCGGGGUGGAAGCCCUCCCUAGUGAUUGUCCUUGCAGAUAAAUACAGUCAAGGGCCAAAUGCUGCCUCUAUCGCAGAACGGCUACUUGCCACAACAGUCGAGACAAUCACUUCACUACCGCUGAGCUCUUACUUCUUCGAGACCACUUUCCUUCAAAUACCGGAAACGGACUCACCUAAUGACUUUCGCACGCACCUGCAUCGCUGCACUUCAACUGUUCGCCAACGACGUCAAGACGCAGGCCUGUGCUUUUCUGUAGAGCAUUUCAAUGCCCUCUUCGAAAGAGCCUUUGAGUCAGCAGCGGCCCUGACGAACCAGCCUUUCGAUCCUGUUCGCUCUGCUCGCCAAGAUCUUCCGGUUUCGAUCGAAUUGACAGAUCAUCUCGUCAACUACAUGAAUCAAAUACCCUUAGCCAGGGAUCUCCUCUCAUUUGCGUCUCCCGUUAUUGCUUCGAGUUUAUUGUUGGACCAUUACGUGCCUGACAUGCAUCGUGAGUCUCUGCUUGGACCUGCUGGAAUAUUGCUCUAA